Molecule: messenger RNA, 1392 nt
Organism: Cyprinus carpio (common carp)
Lineage: Eukaryota; Metazoa; Chordata; Actinopteri; Cypriniformes; Cyprinidae
Product: synaptosomal-associated protein 29-like
Biological process (GO): synaptic vesicle priming; exocytosis; synaptic vesicle fusion to presynaptic active zone membrane
Cellular component (GO): SNARE complex; plasma membrane
Molecular function (GO): SNAP receptor activity; syntaxin binding
Source: RefSeq, a predicted model, not a curated record
GGGUGAGUAAGAGGUGGAGCCUCUCUGACGUCACCACCGGAAGUAGAAGCGUCAGCUGACAGCAGGAGAAGCGCACCAGCCUCCAGCUAUCAAAGCAAAGAUGUCUAUCUACCCCAAAUCUCACAAUCCUUUCGCCGAUGAUGAUGAUGAAGAGGAAUCAAAGCCUCGGAGGGGCUUUAACUUUGACGACGAUCCGGAGGAGAGUUCUCUGAGUCCGGCGGAGAGGCGGCAGAGACAGCUGCAGCAGGAAGUGAUGCGUACAGCGCAGUCGGCCGUGGACAGCAGCCACCGCUCGCUCGGCCUCGUCUACGAAUCAGAGAGAGUCGGAGCCGAGACGGCGGAGGAACUGAUUCGUCAAGGUGAGGCUUUGAAGAGGACCGAGAAGAUGAUUGACAACAUGGAGCAGGACAUGAGGACGAGCCAGAGGCACAUAAACACCAUUAAGAGUGUGUGGGGGGGCGUGGUCAACUAUUUCAAAGGCAAACCUGAACCUCCCAGAGCUGCUCAGAAGGAGCCGCCCGUGUCCUACGAGGCCAACAGCAGGUUACAGAACGCACUUACGGAGAGCAAACAGCAGGAAGACAAAUAUCAAGCCAGCCAUCCCAGUCUCAGGAAACUGGACACAUCUGGAUUCGGCGCGUCUGCUUCGCUGGAUAACGAGCCGUCCGAUCAGAACGGGUAUCCCAGGAACAAACAGCUGCGGGCCGCCCAUCAUCAGCUGGACAGUAACCUCGAUGAAAUGUCUCUGGGUCUGGGUCGUCUGAAGAACCUGGGUCUGGGGCUGCAGGCCGAGAUCGACGACCAGGACGCUUCUCUGGACGCUCUGCUCAAUAAGGUCGACACGAUGGACGGCAAGAUCGCCUCCACCAACCGGCAGCUCAAAAACCUCAAAUAGACUCCCAGAGUGAUGUCAUUUCCUGGAGGCGUGGCCGAGGUGAUCCGAAACACCUGCUUAGAAACAUUUCUGGUGUGUGUGUUAUGCAUUUGAGAAAAGAUGAGGAGAAACACGAGCUAGUUUAUUGAGACGUUCAGCACUCGUCAUUUCAGUUCUGCCUUCAUUUAAUCUUCAGAAAGAUAUCGAGCUGCCUUAAACUUCACUGAUUUCAGACUGAUUCUCGUUGUGCUGUCAUUGCAUUUCACCACAGUCUAUACACGAGGCACUACUGUGAAUGCAACCCACGAAAUAUCCACUGACCUGAGGUCGAAUCUGUGUUGUUUUCCUUUAGUUGUUUUCUUUUUCAGGGAUAUGUUAGGUUGGCUUUCUAUGACAUACCAGACUGAAAAUCUGUUUGUUUCUGCAUCAUCUGUAAAUCAUUGUUCAAAUGUUGUACUCCUAUUUCUGUCUGCUGAAUGUGACAUAUGUGAACGAAAAUAAAAUAUGUUUUAAUUUGA